Molecule: messenger RNA, 536 nt
Organism: Brassica napus (rape)
Lineage: Eukaryota; Viridiplantae; Streptophyta; Magnoliopsida; Brassicales; Brassicaceae
Product: acetyltransferase At1g77540-like
Exons: 2
Coding region: 9-332 (107 amino acids)
Source: RefSeq, a predicted model, not a curated record
GUUCAGAAAUGGCGACGGAGAAUAAACCGAAGAUUGUGUGGAACGAAGGGAGACAUAGAUUCGAGACGGAGGAUCACGAAGCUUUCAUUGAGUACAAGAUGAAGAACAACGGGACCUUCAUGGACUUGGUUCGAACUUACGUGCCGUCUUCAAAAGGAGGAUUGGGUUUGGCUUCGCAUCUCUGCGUCGCUGCCUUCGAACACGCCUCCUCUCGCUCCUUCUCCAUCGUCCCCACUUGCUCCUACGUUUCCGAAACGUUUCUUCCCCGAAACCCGUCUUGGAAGCAUCUGGUUUACACAGAGGAGUCCAAGAUCCUCAAAUCUAGCAUCUGAUCAGGCUCUCUUGCUUUGCGUUUGGUGAAUAAAACAUAAAACAUUACAUUAUUAAGCCUUCUUUCAUGUUUAUGUAAACAACAAAAUGUCAACAUUUGGCGUGUAACACCAACAAACAGAGACACUAGUAAUGUUGUUGUCAUAAUAAUCAAGCAAAACAUGCAAACAUUAUAUUCUACAUUGAUAUAUUAUGUUCUUUGUACA